Oppia nitens is the source of this 438-nucleotide messenger RNA. RefSeq lists its product as uncharacterized. Gene Ontology annotation, biological process: trans, trans-farnesyl diphosphate biosynthetic process. Bases 1 to 438 code for a protein of 145 amino acids. The transcript is spliced from 2 exons. Gene Ontology annotation, molecular function: dimethylallyltranstransferase activity; (2E,6E)-farnesyl diphosphate synthase activity. Gene Ontology annotation, cellular component: cytoplasm. The record is from RefSeq and is a predicted model, not a curated record. Lineage: Eukaryota; Metazoa; Arthropoda; Arachnida; Sarcoptiformes; Oppiidae.
AUGGAAUUCAAACUGGGAUUGUACGCCUCAGGCAAUGAUUGUAUUGAUAAUCAGCAACUAAUUGAAGACAAGCUAAUAAUGUUGGGUGUAUUGGACGGCGCUAUCAAUGAUUACGACGAUCUAAACAAACUGGACGGUGGAACUGAUAUACAAGAGGGUAAGUUUAGUUGGCUAGUGGUCAGGGCAUUGGAAUUAGCAGAUCAUAGACAACGGGCCAUAAUUUAUGAUAACUAUGGCAAAGUAGAUGAUAUGUGUGUCCAACAAAUCAAACAACUCUAUAAAGAUUUGGAUUUGAAAAACCAAUUUCUAGUUUACGCUAAUCAAGUGUUUGCAGAUAUUCACAAAUUUUGUUUAGAAACUGACAACAAUUUGGUAACCAUAUUAUUGACCAGUUUUGUCGAUUUGGUUGACGGUUAUCUAAAGCGUGUCCUUAAAUAA